Closterium sp. Yama58-4 is the source of this 771-nucleotide messenger RNA. The record is from the annotation of a GenBank genome assembly. NCBI's taxonomy places the organism in Eukaryota, Viridiplantae, Streptophyta, Zygnematophyceae, Desmidiales, Closteriaceae.
AUGGGGUGUUACCGUGUUGCAUAUGGCACGUGGCAUUCGCCUGCCUCGCCUGGCACGUGGCAUUUUGUGGGGGAGCGUGCUGGCUUCCGGCACUUGAUCCGAGCACUGACAGGCGACCCUGACCUCAUCGUGACGUCGCCCACGUUCCUGCUGCUCAACUCCUACCCCGCGCCCAACCUCACGGUGCAUCACUAUGAUGCAUACCGCCUGGCUGCCCUGCACACCGCCACACGCGCGGCAACGGCAGCACCACCACCACCACCAGCAGCAGCAGCAGCAGCAGCAGCAGCAGCAGCAGCAGCAGCAGCAGCAGCAGCAGCAUCGCCUGACAUUCAGCGCCUGGACCUCGCACACUCGCUUGCUACUGGGCUGUGUUUGAUCGAGUGGGCGCAGCCCCUCCUCCCUCUGCUGCCCGCCCACCGCCUCAACCUCUCCAUCUCCCUCCUGCCGCCCGCUCUGAAUCCUCCGGGCGGCACAGACGAACCUGAUGUGCUCCACGGGGGACAGCCAGCAGCAGGGGCGACUGUGGGGGCAGCAGAGGGGAGGGCGGAGCCUGGGGAGAAAAUGAGAGGUGGGGACGGGGGAAGGGAGGGUGACAGGUUGGGGGAAGACGAUGGAGAGGAGUGGGAGGCGCAGGAUGAUUGGGAGGAGGAAGAGGAGGAGGGGGAGUGGCGGGUGGUGCAUUUAGAUGCCAGGGGGGAGGGAUGGACUGCUGUGGUUGAUGCUGUGCUUGCCACCGCACGGUCGUCCCCUCUUGUAACCAUCUUAUGA